Diceros bicornis minor is the source of this 1254-nucleotide messenger RNA. Its product is annotated as uteroferrin-associated basic protein 2-like. The coding region runs from base 1 to 1254 and encodes 417 amino acids. Gene Ontology annotation, biological process: negative regulation of endopeptidase activity. Lineage: Eukaryota; Metazoa; Chordata; Mammalia; Perissodactyla; Rhinocerotidae. The record is from RefSeq and is a predicted model, not a curated record. Gene Ontology annotation, molecular function: serine-type endopeptidase inhibitor activity. The transcript has 4 exons.
AUGUCCCACAAGAAAAUGCACGUGGCUCUCUCUCUGGUCCUCAUCCUCUAUGGCCUUUUUAAUAGCAUCUUCUGUGAAACACAACAAAAUCCGAAACAGGAUUCAUCAAGGAAAAUUUCACCUCUCUCCCAGAAGAUAAGAAUUGACGAUGAGGCUUUUGCCUGCAAGUUGUUCGAGACUCUGUCAUUUGAGCAUCACAGAAAGAAUUUCAUCAUCUCGCCUGAGAGCAUCUCCACCACCUUGGCCAUGAUCUCCCUGGGGACCAGAUCCACGACACUCUCCAACCUUGUUGUGGGCCUUGGAUUUGACCUCAGACAAGUCAGAGCGUGGGACGUGCACCUGAGCUUCCAGAGGGUGGUCCAGACGCUGAACGAGCUGAAUAGGGGCAGGCAACUGAAGCACAGGGACUUUCUCUUUAUCGAUAACAACAGAAGGAUUAACCCAAAGUUUCUGCUGGAGACAGAGAGGUUAUACGAAGUGGAAACCCAGUUGACAGACUUUCGACAUAGAGACAUAGCCAAGAAGCAAAUAAACCAGUAUGUGGCUCAAAGACUAAACCACAGAAUUGAGGAAAUAGUCACCUCUUUGCAUCCUCAUACCUUCAUCUUUCUCCUAAACUACAUUUUCUUCAAAGGUCUUUGGGAAGUAGCUUUUCCAACCAGAUUCACACAGAAGGAGAACUUCUUUUUUGAGGAGAAAACCACGGUGCAGGUGGACAUGAUGAGGAAGACAGAACGAAUGAUUUAUAACCGAGCACAGAACCUGUUUGCUACAGUAGUUAAAAUACCUUACACUGGAAAUGUGUCCUUAGUUCUUGUGCUCCCAGAUGCAGGACGAUUUGACUUCGUUGUGAAAGAGUUGGCUGCUAGGCGAGCUAGACCUCUGCAAUCCAGUGACACGAGAUUGGUGCACUUAGUUCUGCCCAAAUUCAAGAUCUCCUCCAGGAUAAACUUAAAAAGAGUGCUUCUCAAGAUAGGCAUCGAAGAUAUAUUUUCUAGAAGAGCAAACUUCUCGGGCAUCACAGAGGAGGUUUUCCCAACUGCUUUUGAGGCCAUUCACGAAGCCAGGUUGGAGGUGAACGAGAGAGGCCUGAUCAAGGCCACAGCCGAGGACGUGAGCUUGAAGACGGCCCAGCACAAUGUGCCUGCAGAUGCCACGGUUGUGAAAUUCGAUAGGCCCUUCUUAUUCUUUGUGGAGGAUGAGUUGAAUCAAAGACAGCUCUUUGUGGGCCAAGUCUUCAACCCCUCAGCUUAG